Rhizophagus irregularis DAOM 181602=DAOM 197198 is the source of this 543-nucleotide messenger RNA. NCBI's taxonomy places the organism in Eukaryota, Fungi, Glomeromycota, Glomeromycetes, Glomerales, Glomeraceae. The record is from RefSeq and is a predicted model, not a curated record.
AAUCGUGAAUUUAAAAGAAUUGGUUCCAGAAUUAUGGCAAAAGUUUACUUUAAUAAAUUUAUUACUCUAAAGGAAAUUGUUAAAGAGAUUAUUGAAGUAAACUUUUGUAAAAAUAUUACUCAUUUUUACGGCACUAUAAGAGUAAUGGAAUACGCUGAUAGCGGUACUCUUAGUGUUCAACUUACAUGGAAAGAUAAAAUCAAUAUGGCAUUUCAAUUAGCUCAUGUUGUAUUAUCUUUACAUGAUGAAGGAAUUGUGCACCGUGACUUGCACUCCAAUAUUUUGAUGCUAAGUCAUCAAAAAAAUAUUAAAUUAGCAAAUCUUGGUUCGUCCAGGAUGAUUGUGGAAUGUCCACAUGGAUAUUUUCCCAUAGUGUGGGUGUAUUAUUAUGGGAAAUAUCUAGUGGACAUUCCUCGUUUCAUACAGAACCAAGAAACAUUUGUACUCAAAUUGUAGAGAGACACCUGUUCCUAAUACACCUGAAGAUUAUGUAAAAAUUUAUACCGAAUCCACAAAUUCUUGUUAUACUGCAAAGGACAAUGU